Molecule: messenger RNA, 2399 nt
Organism: Micropterus dolomieu (smallmouth bass)
Lineage: Eukaryota; Metazoa; Chordata; Actinopteri; Centrarchiformes; Centrarchidae
Gene: adrb1
Product: adrenoceptor beta 1
Exons: 1
Coding region: 262-1452 (396 amino acids)
Biological process (GO): norepinephrine-epinephrine-mediated vasodilation involved in regulation of systemic arterial blood pressure; positive regulation of heart rate by epinephrine-norepinephrine; adenylate cyclase-activating adrenergic receptor signaling pathway
Cellular component (GO): membrane
Molecular function (GO): beta1-adrenergic receptor activity
Source: RefSeq, a predicted model, not a curated record
CUCAGCUUCGUUGUCGGGACAAUCUGUCCGCUGAGCAACGUUUGAUUGGUCCUGAGGAGCAGUGAUGUCACCGCUUGCUUUGAUGUCCCGGCCGGUACAGCAGCUCGUGCAGGCUCAAGGCGAGAGAGGAGCUCCAGGUGGAGUUGGCGCGCGACGGAUUUAGAGCUGUGGCUUCAGUACGACCGCUGCAGACUGGAAAGGCUGCCUUCGCACUGCCUUGAUGAACUCGAUCUGGUCCCGCACACAGCGCAGCAGCCCGUCAUGGGGGACGGUGGCGCGUCCUCGCCGGUGAACUUCCAGAAUGGCUCGGGGAGCGGCGCGUCGGACGCACCGGGCUCCGCCACGGCCGCGUCCGAGCAGUGGAUGGCGGGGAUGAGCGUGGUGAUGGGUUUGAUCGUCCUGUGCAUUGUGUUUGGGAACAUCCUGGUCAUCGUGGCCAUAGCCAAGACGCAGAGGCUGCAGACGCUCACCAACGUGUUCAUCGUGUCGCUGGCGAGCGCGGACCUCAUCAUGGGGCUGCUGGUGGUGCCGUUUGGCGCCGCGCUCGAGGUGCGCGGCUCUUGGCAGUACGGCUCCUUUUUCUGCGAGUUCUGGAUCUCCGUGGACGUCCUGUGCGUCACCGCCAGCAUCGAGACCCUGUGCGUUAUCGCCAUAGACAGGUACGUGGCCAUCACCUCGCCUUUCCGCUACCAAAGCUUGUUAACUAAAGCUCGGGCCAAAGUAGUGGUGUGCGUAGUCUGGGCUAUAUCUGCGCUGGUCUCCUUCCUACCCAUCCUGAUGCACUGGUCCCGGGACAGUGUGGACACAGCCUGCUACGAGGACCCUGAAUGUUGCGACUUUGUCACCAACAGGGCAUAUGCCAUCUCCUCAUCCAUCAUAUCGUUUUACAUUCCUCUACUGGUCAUGAUAUUUGUUUACGCCCGCGUGUAUAGAGAGGCGAAAAAGCAGCUGAUGAAGAUCGACAAGUGCGAGGGCAGAUUUCACAACACGUUAACCGGACUGACCUCCAAGUGCAAGAAGAGGCCGUCUAAAAUCCUGGCGCUCAGGGAGCAGAAGGCACUCAAAACGCUGGGCAUCAUCAUGGGGACGUUCACCCUGUGCUGGCUGCCCUUCUUUAUAGUCAACGUCGUGCGGGUGUUUUGCGCAGAGGUGGUGGACAAGGACCUUUUCGUUUUCCUAAACUGGCUGGGGUACGUGAACUCUGCGUUUAACCCCAUCAUUUACUGCCGGAGCCCGGACUUCAGGAAGGCUUUCAAGAGGCUGCUGUGCUGCCCGAGGCAAGCCGACCGCAGGCUGCACAUCAGCUCCUGCGACCUGUCCCGGUGCUCCGGCGGAUUCGUCUCCGCUCUGGAGCCCGGCACACUGGGGAUGUGGUCAGAUUGCGCCGGCUUGGAGCAUAGCGACAGCAGCCAGGGGACCGCAAAGCUGUCUCACUCUGAAUCCCAGCUGUGAAGGAAAACAUAAAACUUUUGUCGAGGUGGAUUACAACAAGCCUGCGGGUAACGAUGGUGACAUAAACGGGUGUUGACUCGUUGAGCGGGGGUUUCUUUUUGGGAAAGGUAUGCGCAAGAGCCGUACCUUUCUGUUCAAGUGGGUCCAUAUUUUAUAUCUGCAGCAGAGAAGUCAAACAUCAGGCCAAAUCACCAGAAAUGUAUUUGUUUUGUAUGUAUUUAAAAGCAAACAUCAGAACCAAUGCUCUUUCCAAGAUGCGCAAAUCUCUCCAGGACAGCGUAGUGUCGCAGAGAUCAACCAAAUUUGCCAAAUAAUAAAUCGACCCUAAAAAUAAUUUUUUUUAUUCGGUUGAUGUCAUAAAUCAGAAUUGAUGCAUGUACUCAAAGCAGGAUUCCGUGAAUUCACACUCUUCUCAAAGAGCGCACGGUUGUUUAUAUCAUUUCUUAUUUUAUUGGAUCAACAGUUCAGUGCUAUAUUGAUGACGAUAAUCUAUUAAGGGGAAGUGGGUAGCCUAUAAAUUAACCCCAGGUUCGUGAUGGGUCACAAUGUAUUCUUAAGAUGACUGCUCAGGCGCACUGUAUUAAGCUGAUUGUUAUUUAAAAGCACUGGACAUGAGCGACGCAUUUGUCAGAGUGACUGUACUGUAGCCAUGUAGUGCUCCACUCACAAUGUGUUUACCUCACAGCCAAGUGCAAUUUGUACGACAGGUAUUUGUUUAUAUUAAACAUUUUAAAUGUAAAAUAGACGUGUAUUUAUUCCAGCUGUCUUUUACAACUAAGAAAGUGAACGUGGGGCUGAUUUCCCAUGCCCUUUGUACAUAUUGUAGAAUAUGGUGUUUAGUACUGCAGAUUUGAGCCUCACUUUUUGUCUUUCUCCCUUAAGCUUUACAUGCUGUUGUGAGGUGGUGUGUUGACUCAUGUGAAAUAAAAAUGAAGUUUCAUUGUUGA